AGCUCCCUAGGAUAGAGCAGCGAAUAUGUCAAUCGCCUUUCCCGACGCACCUCCCUGCUCUACACUCUUUUUGCAGCUAUACGGGUGUAUUGUAUACCUGUUACCGCCACUAUCGACGACACCUCAAGCGUCAUCACAUAUUCACCAGCCAACCAGUGGUCCCAAGGUGGCUGUAGCGGUUGCACCGUUCACCUGGACACAACGCAGGUGUUCAAUGGGACCUGGCACGAAACCACCCAUAUUACGACGGACAAUUCUCCGUACACGAUCACAAUCCCUUUCACGGGGACAGGUAUACAAGUGUACAACGCUCUGGCAAAUAGCGUUCCGAACGCCUUGACGACGGUCACAAACCUGGUUUUCCAGAUCGACGACGGGGGGCCAGUCCCAUACCAGAGCACUCCGACGGACAGCACCGACUACGACUAUAGCCAAGUCGUGUUCCAGGAGGACGGGCUAGACAAUGCAACCCAUACGUUGGUCAUCAGUGCGCCUGGUGGUCAGGAUUCCCUGGUACUCUUCGACAGGGUCGUGUACACGUUUGACAACGGGAAUCCCUCUGAUCCACCUCCACCGCCUCCGCCGUCCACGACGUCCUCGUCCGAUACUGUCACUGUCACUCAGACUCAAAUUGUCCACUUCAUCUCCACCACAACGGCGAUCACGACAUCUGUGACUAGCCAAACCCCGUCAUCUUCGAGUUCGCUAACCUCCGAUAGCACGAAGACGGCCAACAACUCCUCAACUUCUACGUUACCUGUUGCGCCCACAACCUCUCCUCCCUCCUCCGUGCAUGACACUCCUUCGAACUCCACAACCUCGCCUACUUCUUCUGCAUCAACUGCGCAGACGACAACGCCCGACUCCGUCGUGCAUGCAGCGACUUCUAAGCGCUCGGCUCCUCUGGGAGUGAUCAUCGGCGCAGCUGGGGGAGGCAUUGCAGCCCUACUGAUUCUGGCUGUCAUUGCCUUCUUCUGUUGCAGGAGACGCGUUCGGCGAUCCGCACUCACAGCCGGUUUCGCGCUCUCUGAUAAGCCCAGGACGGAGGAGACGAUGGAGAGCAAUCGUGGAGUAGGGAGGCACACGGCCUACUACUCCGGGAGCGACAUCACGGGCUCAGAGCCGAACUCUGCCACCAGCUUGAUCCACAUCAGAGAGGGCACCGUGAACCCCGAGACCCUCUCCCGUUCCAGCACUGUCGACUCCUUCCUAUCCCAAUCCCGGCGUGCCACGAUUAGGUGGCCCUCCGACGAGUUGCCUGCCCCAAACAUGCCUCUCCGACCUCUACGGCGCCAGCAGAGCGUUGAGCGCGGCCCUACUGUGCAGUACUCACCCGAGGAGGAUGAAACUGUCCAAGCCGCUGUGGAGGGAGAGCACGCGACGUUACUACGACCAUUGCCCCCCACGGUCUCUUCGGCAAACGCGACAGCAUCCGGCGAGGCUUCGUCUGCAGCGUCAGAGGCCCAUCCCCCUUCUGUCGAAAAUCAGGAACUCCGGGAGCAGAUGGCGAGGCUGCAGGACGAGAUCGAGAGGUUACGGAGGAUUCAGGAGAUGCAGGCCAUUCUCGAGGACGCACCUCCCAUGUACGACCCCUCGUCGGCGCCCAGAAGACAGUCAUAGACAUCCCUUCGCUUGCUCAUGCAAGCGUGGUUGCUUGAGGCAUGCUGGAGAGCUCUUGAUGGUUGGAGGUGCGCAUCAUGUGUCAUUCGUUCGUUACAAACCCCUUCACUCGUUUCAAUCCCCUUCGUUCGUUCCAAUCCCGUUCGUUCGUUUCAA
Molecule: messenger RNA, 1776 nt
Organism: Dichomitus squalens LYAD-421 SS1
Lineage: Eukaryota; Fungi; Basidiomycota; Agaricomycetes; Polyporales; Polyporaceae
Exons: 3
Coding region: 1054-1620 (188 amino acids)
Source: RefSeq, a predicted model, not a curated record